GUCAAAAUCAAAAGAAAAAAAAAAUGGUUGAUUGAUACAAAAGACUUCUUUAAGAUAUUUUGGAGAAAUCGAUUAACCAUAAUGGCGAUCUCCGGCGCUGUUGAUGAAGCCGGAACUCCACUUCUCGCUGUAACCGUCGACGGAUCCGUCGACUUCAGAAGCAAACCCGCCGUUAGAUCUUCCUCCGGUGGCUGGAGAUCUGCCGGAUUCAUCAUCGGUGUGGAGGUGGCUGAGCGAUUCGCUUACUACGGGAUAUCGUCGAAUCUGAUUACGUAUUUGACGGGGCCACUAGGACAAUCGACGGCGGCUGCGGCGGCUAACGUGAACGCUUGGUCGGGAACGGCGUCGUUGCUUCCUCUCCUUGGUGCUUUUGUCGCUGACUCGUUUCUUGGUCGUUUUCGCACAAUCCUCGCCGCCUCUGCUCUCUAUAUAUUGGGGCUUGGUUUAUUGACGUUAUCUGCAAUGAUUCCUUCAGACUGCAAAGUUUCGAAUCUACUCUCGUCAUGCUCUCCUAGAUUUCAAGUAAUCACAUUCUUUAGUGCCCUGUAUCUAGUGGCGCUAGCUCAAGGCGGUCACAAGCCGUGUGUUCAGGCUUUUGGAGCGGAUCAGUUUGAUGAAAAGGAACCUGAAGAGUGCAAAGCAAAGAGUUCUUUCUUUAAUUGGUGGUAUUUUGGUAUGUGCUUUGGGACGUUAACAACUCUAUGGGUCUUGAAUUACAUCCAGGAUAAUCUAAGUUGGGCCUUAGGCUUUGGUAUUCCAUGCAUUGCUAUGGUAGUUGCUUUGGUUGUUUUCUUGCUUGGAACCUGCACUUAUCGGUUCAGCAUUCGAAGAGAAGAUCGAAGUCCUUUUGUGAGGAUUGGAAAUGUUUAUGUAGCGGCUGUAAAGAACUGGAGUGUGUCAGCUUCAGCUGUAGCUGCUGCAGAGGAGAGACUUGGUCUUGUGUCUCGCAAUAGCUCACAGCAAUUUAGUUUUCUCAACAAAGCUCUGGUCGCAAAGACUGGUUCUUGUAGUAUAGAUGAACUCGAAGAAGCAAAAUCAGUGCUUAGGUUAGCUCCGAUAUGGUUAACUUGCUUGGUUUAUGCGGUUGUGUUUGCGCAGUCUCCAACUUUCUUCACCAAACAAGGAGCCACGAUGGAGAGAUCAAUCACACCUGGUUACAAGAUCUCUCCGGCUACCCUCCAGUCCUUCAUCAGCCUCUCUAUAGUCAUCUUCAUCCCCAUCUACGACCGUGUACUCAUCCCAAUUGCAAGGUCGUUUACACAUAAACCAGGCGGAAUCACAAUGCUUCAGAGAAUCGGCACAGGCAUAUUCCUCUCUUUCCUUGCUAUGGUAAUAGCCGCUCUAGUGGAGAUGAAAAGGCUUAAAACUGCUGCGGACUACGGACUCAUCGAUUCGCCAGACGCUACGGUUCCAAUGAGUGUGUGGUGGUUAGUUCCUCAGUAUGUUCUCUUUGGCAUCACGGAUGUUUUCGCAAUGGUCGGUCUUCAAGAGUUCUUCUAUGACCAAGUCCCGAAUGAGCUGAGGAGUGUGGGAUUGGCUCUGUACUUAAGCAUAUUCGGUAUUGGCAACUUUCUCAGCAGUUUCAUGAUAUCAAUCAUUGAGAGAGCGACAAGCCAAUCUGGUCAAGUGAGUUGGUUCGCAAACAACCUGAACCAGGCUCAUCUCGAUUACUUUUACUGGUUACUCGCUUGUCUCAGCUUCAUUGGCUUAGCCUCCUACUUGUAUGUUGCAAAGUCUUACGUCUCUAAAAGGCUCAACACCAGUUAAACCCAAAAUCUCUCGUUUAAAUGUCGCAGGUACUCUCUUUCCCUCUCUUGUGUACUUCUUGAAUACACUUUAAUCAUACCAAUCAAUGUAUAUUUUUUCAUGUUUGGUAUAAAGUCUUUUCAUAA
Messenger RNA from Arabidopsis lyrata subsp. lyrata, 1892 nucleotides. Its product is annotated as protein NRT1/ PTR FAMILY 5.10. Gene Ontology annotation, cellular component: membrane. The record is from RefSeq and is a predicted model, not a curated record. The transcript has 4 exons. Gene Ontology annotation, molecular function: tripeptide transmembrane transporter activity; dipeptide transmembrane transporter activity. Bases 82 to 1767 code for a protein of 561 amino acids. Lineage: Eukaryota; Viridiplantae; Streptophyta; Magnoliopsida; Brassicales; Brassicaceae. Gene Ontology annotation, biological process: transmembrane transport; dipeptide transport.